AUAUUACAUUCAUAUUUUUUAAAAAUAUUUAUAUUUAUUUUUGUUUUUAUUUCUCUUUUUCUCUCUCUCAGGGAGAAAAGAAAAAAAAUCGUUCAUCCAUCAUCAAUCCAUCAAUGGCGAUGAGGAAGCUUUUGACGAAGCGUCUCUUCAGCAUCUCGAACCAAGCCUCGCAGAGCCUAACGAACUGCCGCAUCUCUUCAUCUUCGUUAGCCGUACGAACACGAGUCCCCAAGGAGUCAGGAGAGGCCAGAAUCGCGCCGGAGCCCGGAGACUCCUCGAUCUCGCGGCGGUUUCUGCACAACACGGCCAUGAUUCGGCCGGAGAUCAUGCAGAUGCCGCUGGGAGGGAGCCUGAUCGAGAAGCUCCGCGAAAUCGACGGCAGCAAGGGGAGAAUCCGAUUAGACGGCAUUGCUCCGCCGAUGGCGACGGAGACGGAGACGGAUAAGCCUAGUUUGACGGUGGAGGACACGAAGAAGCUUCUCAGAGCUGCGCAGAUCGAGAUCGUGAAAACGAAGCUUAGAGAGACGGGGAAGAGCUGGAUGGCGUAUGAGGAGUUUGUUAGCGUUUGCGGCGAAGCGUCUUCGGAUCUGGAUCAUGGAGCUAAGAUAGCGAAGAUGCUUGAUGAUUCAGCAAACGUCAUCGUUUUGGGAGAUUCUGUUUGUAUAAGACCAGAUCAGGUUACAAAAUCCAUUGAAGGCUUGCUUCCAUUGCCCAAGGUUCGUAGCCCGAAUGACCCACGAAGGAUCGAGUUAAAAGAGCUCGAAGCAGCGAAGGCAGUGAUCGAUGUGAAAGCACAGUCUUUGGUGCGGAGGGAGCUCUGGGCUGGUCUGGGUUACUUGAUCCUGCAGACCGCGGGGUUCAUGAGGCUAACGUUUUGGGAACUCUCGUGGGAUGUGAUGGAGCCGAUCUGUUUCUAUGUCACGUCUAUAUACUUUAUGGCUGGGUAUGGUUUCUUCCUCAGGACAUCGAAAGAGCCGUCCUUUGAAGGGUUUUACCAAAGCAGGUUCGAGGCCAAACAGAAGAAGCUGAUGAAUGUUCAUGGGUUUGAUGUUGAGAGGUAUGGUGAGCUGAAGAAGCUGUUUUGCCAUAAGGCUUCAGAUCGUGUUUCCAAGAUUCUUGGAACUAUCCAGAGUUAGAUUUUUGAUUAGACGAGUCAAUGUUGUUGUGUCUGAUUUUUCCUAACUAGAGAAUUCUACCACCAAAAAAUGAAAAAAAAAAAGGUAGAUGAAGUUCUCAAGUUUUCAGUUUUCCAAAGAAAAAAGUGUUCGAAUUAUUGCGGCUUGUGUAACAUCAGGGAAGAGUUAUGUUCUUCGUUUUCAAGGUUUUUCAUUUAUGAGAUUAAUCUAAAAUGUAACCAUUAUGUAAAUAUAUAACAUGCAAGUGUUUGAAAUGUAAUACAAGAAAAGUUAUCAUUA
Brassica napus (rape) is the source of this 1415-nucleotide messenger RNA. RefSeq names its product calcium uniporter protein 2, mitochondrial-like. The record is from RefSeq and is a predicted model, not a curated record. Gene Ontology annotation, biological process: calcium import into the mitochondrion; mitochondrial calcium ion homeostasis. Bases 114 to 1136 code for a protein of 340 amino acids. The transcript has 2 exons. Gene Ontology annotation, molecular function: uniporter activity; calcium channel activity. Gene Ontology annotation, cellular component: uniplex complex; mitochondrial inner membrane. Lineage: Eukaryota; Viridiplantae; Streptophyta; Magnoliopsida; Brassicales; Brassicaceae.